UCGCUCGCGGUCGCCAUGGCAACAGUGCGGGCUGUGGCGGCGGGGCCGGGCCGCGCUCCCUCCCGGCCCUGCCGGGACCUGCAAAAGUCAGGCCGCGAGGCCGGUGCUGACUCGGGGGCUGUGAGAAUGGAAGCGCCCGCCGCAGAGCGGGCCGGCGGCGGCGGAGGGGAGGUCACAGCGCCAGAGGCGGCAGAGGCACCGCCGGGCGACCCCACAGCCGGAGCUGCCCCCUCAGAGCGUGAGGGCAGCGCUGGCAGCACAGUGCAACUAGAAGGUCCAGAGCAAGAUUCUGAAGAGAAGAACAUUGAAAUUCCUGUUACUCAAAGGCUGUGUAAAGACAGUGUGAAUGAGUGCAGCUCUGCAGACACCUUCCAAGGAGUGCAAAAGGAUGUUAAAACUCAAGAGAAAGCCGUCAACUGUAUGUCCAGAGCAGACCAACAGAAUGAACAAAAAUCAGGUGUUGAUCACGAGCCUGUAACCAGCUCAUCCAGUCAAAGGACAGCAGAAAAGAGGGGCUCUGUAAGAAUGACAAAAAAGACUCUGCUGGACAUCUGUAAACAGCAGAAGUUAUACUGGACCCCCUACUUAAAUGAUACACUUUACUUGCAUUAUAAAGGGUUUGACCGGCUGGAGAACCUGGAGGAGUACACGGGGCUGAAGUGUUUGUGGCUGCAGUGCAACGGCCUGAGGAAAAUCGAGAACCUGCAGGCCCAGACAGAGCUGCGUUGCCUCUACUUGCAACUCAAUUUAAUUGAGAAGAUUGAAAACCUUGAACCCUUACAGAAGCUGGAUUCGCUCAACAUCAGUAACAACUACAUUAAGACCAUUGAGAAUCUCUCUUGUCUGAAAGUCCUGCAGACUCUGCAGAUUGCUCACAACAAGCUGAGGACAGUGGAGGACAUCCAGCACCUGCAGGAGUGCCCCAGUAUUUCUGUUCUGGAUCUUUCCCACAACUGCCUCAGUGAUCCAAGUAUUGUAACUAUUCUGGAGACCAUGCCUAACCUGCACGUGCUGAAUUUGAUGGGAAACGAGGUGAUAAGGAAAAUUGCUAAUUAUAGAAAAACACUUAUUGUUCGGCUAAAACAACUAACAUAUCUGGAUGACAGACCAGUUUUCCCAAAGGAUAGAGCCUGUGCAGAAGCCUGGGCUGUUGGAGGGCUUGAAGCUGAGAAAGUAGAAAGGGAAAAAUGGGAAACCAGAGAGAGAAAAAAAAUCCAAGAUAGCAUUGAUGCAUUAGCAGCAAUGAGGCAAAAAGCAGAGGAAAAUAAAAGACAAAAGUGCAUGGAAGAAGGAGAUACAAGUGCAAGAUGUGUAAAUGGAGAUGCAACAGAUAUCCUAGAAGGAGCACCUGCAAAUUCAAAAGAUGGUGAUGGAAAUUCUAAUACAUCAAAGCCUUCAAAUAUAUCAGAAGAGGAAGAAGCUCAAGAGAAGACUGAGAAAUUUAAAGAUGAAGGUUUCGAUGUUAGUGAUGAAGUGAUAACACUUCUGCCAAAUAGGGAAGAUAACACAUCUGGAAAUAUUCCUGCUGGAGUUCAAGAGGAUGUGCAGGAACCAGACUUUUACAAAUGUGCAGAUCUCAACCAGGAGACAGAUGAUCUGCCAAGACAGGAGGCAGCCACUGACAAGGCCCUGCUUCCUGAAGGGGAUGAAUAUGCUGGAAUGGAGCAGUUCCAAGUGGAGACACUGGAGAAACUUUAUCUUGAUGAACUGCCUGAUUUAGAAGAUGUAGAUGUAACUGAAUUUCCCCUAGAAGAGGAAAUCUUUGUUCAGAAGCAGGACUAUCACCCAAAGAUUGAAAUAAUUUCUGAAGUGACAAAUGACAGUGAUUCUGCAUUAGAGGAAAACAAUAAAAGCACGUUUGAGAAAUCAGUAGAAGAAGUUCCAACAGCAAUUUUUUCAAAUGCAUGUAAGAGCCAUAAAGAGCAUGAAGAGGAGGAGCACUUAAGACCCCUUCUUGAAAGCUUCUUUACAGAGCCUGCUAAUUCAGAAAGACACCUGGAGAUCAAAGAUAAAAAAGCAGCCCCCUUGAGACCCUUGAUACAAGAGGUAGUCACUGAGCCCGAGGACCAUCUGCUGUUGUCAUCAGUCUGCCAUCAACCAGAUGACCCAAGCCCAUGGGAAGAGGAUGGGGCUGGCAGUGAUGGAGAAGCUCCAGUGAUGGAGGGCCUGGCUGAGGGUGAAGGGUGUCCUCACAGAGCACCAGGGGACAAGGACACUGACAGUGGAUUGGAUUAAUCCCUUUGGAAACAAAGGGACCAAAUCUGGAGCACAGCACCUGGCUGAGUGCAUGGGACCAUCCCAAAGGAUGGAGCCCAGCAGUGGGACCAUCAGUUGGAACUGGCACCACCCGGUGACACACAAACCCCUGGCCCAGGCUCUGCAGGGCAGGGGCUGUUCACUGCUUUGCAAACUGCUGUUCUGAGGUUAAAUUCCAUCCUCCUGUUCUUUGUGCCUUUGCAUCCUUCUAGAAAUUACUUAGUUAAAUGUUCAUAUCUCAGGGUUUCAAUACAGAUGUAGUUUCAAAGCAAAAUGUAACAUGUAUCUGUCAUUUGAACCAAAUAAAGAUUCUGCUUGUAACCACA
This is a messenger RNA of Pipra filicauda (Wire-tailed manakin), 2582 nucleotides long. It is a transcript of the gene DNAAF1, whose product is annotated as dynein axonemal assembly factor 1. Gene Ontology annotation, cellular component: axoneme. NCBI's taxonomy places the organism in Eukaryota, Metazoa, Chordata, Aves, Passeriformes, Pipridae. Bases 16 to 2235 code for a protein of 739 amino acids. Gene Ontology annotation, biological process: cilium assembly. Gene Ontology annotation, molecular function: dynein complex binding; protein binding. The transcript is spliced from 13 exons. The record is from RefSeq and is a predicted model, not a curated record.